CCCGGGUAGAGAAGUCAGUCUGCUGCCUGCCACGAGACUCGUCAUCUGGGCUGAACAUGAAGCACUUGUGGCAGAUUUUUGUCCUGUGGGGCUUCUGGGUGCUCAUCUUGUGGCUGAUGGCCCCCUGCCUGGAUCCAAAACCUGAAUUGGCACCCCAGGGAAAACUGAUGGUCUUGGUACUGGGGCAUUGCAACUGCCCUUGGUUCAAAUUCUGGAAGAGUGGCUGCCCAUCUGAAACACUAAACUCCUCCCUCUGCUACCACAGAGACAUGAACUCAGCAAGUGGUUUUGGCAAAAUGUGGAAAAAGGUGUUCAAGGGGAUUCCCAGACUCUCAGUGAGCCAUUUCCAUUUCUUUGGGACUUGUACUUUGGGGGGGAACUCCAAGAUCCUGCGGGCCUCCGGCCUUGGCAACAAUAUCAACCAGCGGACCCUAGCCUUCGGGUGAUGCUUCAUCUAUCCUGGGAAUGCCAGCAGCCAGGGCUCUUGGAGACAGCUGCUGCUUCUGCUGCUGCUGCUGCUGAAGCUUUCUGGUCUGGUGUGGACUUCAGAUGCUCCAAGUGAGGAGGAUGCCUACUUUGGAUUUGGAUCAGAAAAGCAAAGAAAGGGGUGCAAUGACUGUUAA
Lynx canadensis (Canada lynx) is the source of this 623-nucleotide messenger RNA. It is a transcript of the gene CA3H20orf173, whose product is annotated as chromosome A3 C20orf173 homolog. Lineage: Eukaryota; Metazoa; Chordata; Mammalia; Carnivora; Felidae. Gene Ontology annotation, molecular function: beta-galactoside (CMP) alpha-2,3-sialyltransferase activity. The record is from RefSeq and is a predicted model, not a curated record.